Messenger RNA from Cuscuta campestris, 2785 nucleotides. Lineage: Eukaryota; Viridiplantae; Streptophyta; Magnoliopsida; Solanales; Convolvulaceae. The record is from the annotation of a GenBank genome assembly.
CACAAUCACAGGCCCGCAGCCAAUUCACUUCAAGAACACCAUCCCUCCCACCGUGAUAAUCACCAUUGAUGAAAAUGGCGGCUUUCCCCCAAUUCUCUUGAAGCCGUUUCAGGGGGCGAAACAGAAAUUACAGAACCGAAAGCAAAACCCUUCUUUUUCCCGCCUCAGCCGAUACCAAGAAGGGCCACGCCGAGUACCCAUCAACCGAAAGCAUUGUCAAAACCCUUUGUUUACCCAGGAAGAUUGGAAUUUUGGACUCAAGAUCGACGAUUGGAGCAGGUGACUGGUUUCAAAUAUGGAUAUCAGAAAGUGGUUCAUCAAGAAACAUGACAACGGCAUUGACAAUGCUUCAAAGUCUGUGAAACCCUCUACACUAGAUAAACCAUCUUCUGAUACUUCAAAUCCAGGGAAACCGCUCCGGGAAGGACAGGAAACUUCAGGGAGAAGGAAAACUAGUAAGUACUUUGCAAAAGAUAAUGCCAGAGAAGAGGAGGUUGUGGAAUUGUCUUCCAAGAGAAAGGCUCAAAGAGAUAGUGAAGAAUCAUCUGACAACGGUAAGCCACCCCCUCACAAGAAAGUCCACAAAGCUGGGGAUGAUGAUGAUGAUGAUUUUGUCAUUCCUAAACCUGGGAAGAGUUCUGCUGACAUCACCCCUAGCAAAAAAAUAAAAAGUGGUUCUGGCCGCGGUGUUCCUAAAAAAUCUAUCGAUUAUGACAAUGAUGAUGGUGGCGGCAGCGAUGGUGAGGAUACCACGCCUAACCAAAAAUCUAGUGGAAGGGCACGUGGUGGAAAAACUACACUAGCAGGUCGUGCGAGUGGGAGGAAGAUGGAUGUUGAUAAAAGUGAUGAUGAUGAAACUGAUGAAAAGGCUAUAAAACCCUCAAAGCCUGGCGGACGAGGUCGUGGAGGAGGAGCUGCAGCAGCUCCUGCCAGUGGAAGAGGCCGAGGUGGAGGAAGGGGUGGAUUCAUGAGUUUUGGCGAAAGGAAAGAUCCUCCUCACAAAGGGGAGAAGGAAGUCCCUGAAGGUGCCCCAGACUGUUUAGCUGGGUUGACGUUUGUCAUUUCUGGGACUCUGGACAGUUUGGAAAGAGAAGAAGCCGAGGAUUUGAUAAAGCGGCAUGGUGGUCGUGUUACUGGAUCUGUUAGCAAAAAAACGAAUUACCUCCUCUGCGAUGAAGAUAUUGGGGGGCGGAAAUCUGAAAAGGCCAAGGAACUUGGCACUACUUUUAUGACUGAAGAUGGAUUGUUUGACAUGAUCCGCGCAUCAAAAAAAGCAAAAACACAAGAACCCAAGAAACCUAAAGAUGAGGUUCGCCCUUCUCCAAAGGAUGAAAGCCCACAAAAACCUGAACCUAAGAAAAGCGUAGCUACCAAAGAGCACAUCAGGGUCACCUCUCCUGCCAAGAGAAAUAACCAAUCUUCAAAAGAUUCUUGUUUGCCAUGGACAGAAAAAUACCGGCCAAGGAAUCCAGACGAGUUAGUUGGGAACCAGUCAUUGGUGAAACAGCUCGAAGAUUGGCUUACACAUUGGAAUGAGCAGUUCCUAGAUAGUAGCAAGGGGAAAGGGAAGUCAAAUAAACAGAAUGAUGUUGCUAAAAAAGCUGUUUUAUUAUGUGGAACACCUGGUAUAGGGAAAACUACAUCUGCAAAGUUGGUCUGUAAAAAGCUGGGGUUCCAGGCUGUGGAGGUUAAUGCUAGCGACAAUCGUGGAAAGGCUGAUUCCAAAAUUGUGAAGGGUAUUGGUGGAAGUACGGCUAAUUCCAUAAAAGAGCUUGUCAGUAACGAAUCUCUUAGUGUUAAAGGAGUCCGCUCUCCACAUUCAAAAACAGUUCUGAUAAUGGAUGAGGUUGAUGGGAUGUCUGGUGGAGAUAGAGGUGGUGUGACCGAUCUUAUUGCUAGUAUCAAAACCUCAAAAAUACCUAUAAUCUGCAUUUGUAAUGACCGCUACAGUCAGAAGCUAAAGAGCCUUGUCAACUAUUGUUUACUACUUAGCUUCAGGAAACCCACAAAGCAACAGAUGGGAAAGAGGUUAUUACAGAUUGCAAAAGACGAGGGCCUUCAAGUUAAUCCGAUUGCAGUUGAGGAAUUGGGAGAACGAUGUAAUGGUGACAUGCGCAUGGCACUGAACCAGUUGCAGUAUAUGUCUCUUUCCAAGUCUGUAAUCAAUUAUGAUGAUGUCCGACAGCGCCUCCAAACCAGCUCAAAGGAUGAAGACAUGUCACCUUUUACGGCAGUUGAUAAGUUGUUUGGUAUUAACGCUGGGAAGUUAAAGAUAGAUGAGCGUAUUAGCUUGUGCAUGAGUGAUCCUGAUCUUGUGCCUCUUAUUAUUCAGGAAAAUUAUAUCAAUUAUUGUCCAAGUUCUGGCGGGAAAGAUGAUAAUGGAUUGAAAAGGAUGAAUUUGAUUGCUCGUGCUGCUGAGUCUAUUGCUGAUGGCGAUGUAGUGAAUGUACAGAUCAGAAGAUUUCAACAGUGGCAGCUCUCACAAAUGGGCUCCUUGGCCUCUUCAAUAAUGCCUGCUGCUUUGUUGCAUGGACGUAGAGAAGUGCUAGAGCAGGGCGAACGCAACUUCAACCGGUUUGGAAGCUGGUUGGGGAAGAACUCUACAAGGGGAAAGAAUUACCGUCUUCUUGAGGAUUUGCGUUUUCAUAUGCUCGCAUCCUCUGAAUCUAACUUGGAGAGUCGCCUGCACUUCGACUCUCACCGUCCGUCCUCCCUGCCGGUGGUUUAGAAGGUCGUAGGACGGCGGCGGGCGACGGCGGACGACGGCUAGGAGCACAGGUAAGUU